GUGGUGUGGGACAUUCACUACCAUCCGCCUAUCCUAUUACAAGUACCAGCCCCUCACAGAGGAAGAAACUCCUCGCAUUGUACCUACCCACCUACAGCCAGUGGGCUGUUUGAUUCGCAACAAUGGGAGAUUCUGACCGUGGCGGAGACACACAAUCCAUUCACUCAGGGAGGACUUCUGUCACGGCUAUUGACUUUUGCAUGUCGGAAACCGGAGCACGCAGCACUUAAGCAGCCUGCCGCCCACUCCCAAUUGGUUAACAGCUAUGAGCCGCACCACAGGAAGGCAUUUGAUGCGGUCUCCCAGAGUUUUGUCUAAACCCUAAACGGCGACCCAAGGUGCAGCGGUUCCUUCAAACCUUUCUGUAAACCACGGUGCGCCGCUCUUGGGGAUAAAAACAAGCAACCAAUGAAGAAACGCCGAAACUAUGAGCCUCUUUGUGGUGGUCCAAUAGGGUUUCAGAUGUUGGUGGCACGGCUGUCAAUCAUCGGGGAAGCAAUGACAUGAAAGACGAGAGAAAGAGCGGAGUGAGAGCGCGAGUGUUAACCUUCUACGGCACUCACAGGCAACCCUAAGGAGGAGCGAUGCCUAUCGGGCUCACCUCGCCAGGAAAGGACGGAUAUCGCCGAUAAAUAAAAACAAAACUUUUUACAAGUUAAGUAUUUAUUGAAAAUGGCUCUUCGUGGUAACACCUUGAACCCAUUCUCCAUCCAGGCUAUUUUAACGAGAAAGGAAGAGAAUCGACACACGAAGAAUUUGGGCGUGUCCUGCUUUUCGUCUGCUACCUGUUGGAAGAUGUUGGACAAUUUGAAUUCCUGUCCAAAGAUGAAUCCCUCCUCCGGGAGAAUCGAGACAAACGGCGAUCUGCCGAGUGAACAGCUCUGUUGUGACUCGGAUUCGGGCGUCAGCGAUGAAAAUGACAGUAAAAACCUGUCUAUUUGCAACUCGGAAAGGGAAUUAGAUAUUCCUGCAGCCAGUUCGUUACAGGCGAAGCCAACGAAGGAAGUGCGAUCUAGUCUCAGUGAAGAGACCGAGAAACGCGACAGUAAGGACCAUCUGUGUAACCGGGGGAGAGCAGAAAGUUUAUCAGCUCCAAGUCCAGUUGACGAAGAGUUGAAAUCGGGCCAAACCCCGGACCAACCCAAACAGAGGAAGAAACGCUCCCGAGCCGCCUUCUCCCACGCUCAGGUAUUCGAGCUCGAACGCCGCUUCAAUCACCAAAGAUACCUCUCGGGUCCCGAGCGCGCGGAUCUGGCUGCCUCUCUUAAACUCACGGAAACUCAGGUCAAAAUCUGGUUUCAGAACCGCAGGUACAAAACCAAACGCCGCCAGCUCGCUGCUGACCUGAUGGCCUCGGCCCCAGCAGCAAAGAAAGUGGCGGUGAAAGUGUUAAUCCGAGACGAUCAAAGACAGUAUAGCCCGGGAGAAUUGCUCAGACCUUCACUGCUUUCUCUUCAGCCAUCUUACCAGUACUAUCCAUUCACCUAUUGCCUGCCUGCGUGGACAGUGGCUGCUUGUUCAGGAACUCAAUAGCUGUUCAUCUUUCACGAACUAAGUUUCAGAUCCACGCUCUUAGAACUACAGUAUUUAUUUGCGUUGUUUUUUUUUUAGUAUAAGCUGCAGACUGGACUCGGCAGAGAGUGUUUCCAUGGUAUCCAUGUCCUUGAUAUUUAAUUCAAAUCUAGCUUCAAAUAUCUAAAGACUGUCCGCGAGGAGCAAACAGGGAGAAGCUGCUUCUCUGGUUUUCACUGAAAGGAUUCUCGAUGUUUUGCAUUGGCUGGACAUUAUUUCUUCAUUUCCUUCAUUCGAAGUAAUGUGUGCUGAAUGCAAGAAACGUAGAGAAACCGCGAGUUUGUCUCAUAAGUGCAAAUAUCCAUACAGAUAUAUAUUUUAUUAUACUUCCUGGUUAAGAACAGCAGAGGGAAGAGCAAAACAUUUUAACAUUUUCUCGCAGCUUGCUUUGUGUUGAUGUUGUGAAGAUAUUUGCCCCAACUCCAAAACAUUUCGAUCCGUGAUUAUAUUCGAGCAGUAUAGGGGUAAGAACCUAGCACUUUCCAUGUAAAAAUACUUAGUAGUGCUUAGUGUGGGCGAUCAUAUUGCAGGCUUUUCUUAAAUAGUAGCGUGUGAAACUUUACCUGGUUGAUGGUUUCUCCUGAAUAGAUCCAGGAUUGAAAGAAUAUGAAUGAAUGUUUAAAUAAUUGCAGCACAGCGACAAAGGAUAGCUCGUUUCAGGGUAGUGCAUUUGGAGUUGUGUAUCUCUUAUAAAAUCGUGCACUCUGCAUAACUUCCGGUCUUAAAAUAAAAUUAUUA
Molecule: messenger RNA, 2310 nt
Organism: Hypanus sabinus (Atlantic stingray)
Lineage: Eukaryota; Metazoa; Chordata; Chondrichthyes; Myliobatiformes; Dasyatidae
Gene: nkx3-2
Product: NK3 homeobox 2
Exons: 4
Coding region: 673-1533 (286 amino acids)
Biological process (GO): cell differentiation; regulation of transcription by RNA polymerase II
Cellular component (GO): nucleus
Molecular function (GO): RNA polymerase II cis-regulatory region sequence-specific DNA binding; DNA-binding transcription factor activity, RNA polymerase II-specific
Source: RefSeq, a predicted model, not a curated record